Messenger RNA from Strigops habroptila (Kakapo), 1257 nucleotides. It is a transcript of the gene CA14, whose product is annotated as carbonic anhydrase 14. Bases 1 to 1182 code for a protein of 393 amino acids. Gene Ontology annotation, molecular function: zinc ion binding; carbonate dehydratase activity. The record is from RefSeq and is a predicted model, not a curated record. NCBI's taxonomy places the organism in Eukaryota, Metazoa, Chordata, Aves, Psittaciformes, Psittacidae. Gene Ontology annotation, cellular component: plasma membrane. The transcript is spliced from 11 exons.
AUGCUGCCCGUGCUGCUGCUGCUGCUGGCGGGCCUGGCCCCCACCCUGCCCGCCGGUCCCCACUGGGCAUAUGAGGCCCGUUGGGAAUGUCCCCGGCCGGGGGCUGGCACCGCUUGUCCUCCUGUGGGGAGAAACGAGGGCGUUCGGGGACACGGGCUUGGGGAAAGCGGCAUUCCCGACGUGAGGAGGAUCCCCCCGGACACUGGGACCCCCCCCUCCCCAGGUCCCCACGGGCAGCAGCACUGGCCCGAGGGGCACCCGGCAUGCGGGGGGCGAGCCCAGUCCCCCAUCGACAUCCGGACGCAGCGGGUGCAACCGGACCCUUCGCUGCCCCCCAUCCGCCCCGUGGGCUACGAGCGCCCCGGCCCCGCGCUCCUCACCCUGAGCAACAACGGCCACACGGCGGUGCUGGAGCUGCCGCCGUCGCUGCGGCUGCGGGGGCUGCCCCGGAGCUUCGCCGCGGCGCAGCUUCACUUCCACUGGGGCCGAGCGGGGCGGCGCGGAGGGGCCGAGCACCUCCUGGAUGGGCACCGGGCGCCCGCGGAGAUGCACGUGGUGCACUACGACGCGGAGCACUACGGCAACGCCAGCGAUGCGCAGCACCACGGCGGGGGCCUGGCUGUGCUGGGGGUGCUGCUGGAGGUGGGUGCUGACCCCCACCCUGCCUAUGACAACAUCCUGAGGCACCUCGGCAGCAUCCGCUACGCCGGGCAGGCGACGGCCAUCCCCUCCUUCAGCAUCCAGGACCUGCUGCCGUCACGCCUGGAUCUCUACUAUCGCUAUAACGGGUCCCUCACCACCCCCCCGUGCUUCCAAAGCGUCCUCUGGACGCUCUUCCAGCAGCCCGUCCACAUCAGCCUGGCCCAGCUGGAGCAGCUCCAGGGAACUCUUUAUGCCACGGAGGCAAGUGAGCCCGAGCCCCAGCUCCUGGUGGACAACUUUCGGGUGCCCCAAGAGCUCAACCAGCGGCGGGUGCUCUCCUCCUUCCCCAGGGCACCCGAGGGGUAUUCAACAGGUGAAGUCAUCGCCAUCCUCAUCGGUGCCGUGUGCGGCUGCAUCGGCCUCUUCCUCAGCAUCCACUUUGUGGGCAAAAGGAUGCGCAGCGCGAGGAGGACGCAGGAGCAGGACGUCGUGUUCAAAGCCUCCUCCCAUCGUACCCCCUCCAACAACAGCCACCCCUGAGCCCCCUCGGGGGGCUCGGAGGGACCCCCCCGGGGCUCAGCCCCAUGGAGUGACAGAAAUAAAGCCCCUUCCCUA